Molecule: messenger RNA, 1704 nt
Organism: Penicillium atrosanguineum
Lineage: Eukaryota; Fungi; Ascomycota; Eurotiomycetes; Eurotiales; Aspergillaceae
Product: putative C6 transcription factor RosA-like
Exons: 4
Coding region: 1-1704 (567 amino acids)
Biological process (GO): regulation of transcription by RNA polymerase II
Molecular function (GO): DNA-binding transcription factor activity, RNA polymerase II-specific; zinc ion binding
Source: RefSeq, a predicted model, not a curated record
AUGGCUGGUCCAGGUGGUGGUCCUCCGCGCAAGAGCCAUACCAAGUCACGGAAUGGCUGCAAGACCUGCAAGAGAAGACACAUUCGAUGCGACGAGACAUUCCCGCAAUGUCGCAAUUGCACCAAACACAACUGUCGCUGUGACUAUCAAGAUAUGUCCUCGGCGCAGGGCAGUCCCCCCACCUCACGGCGGGGUCCCGAUCUGCUCAUGUCGCCGGAGAUUGAGUUGGAGAUUGAGAACUGGCACCAAACUGGCGUCCCUCCAUACCCAGAGCUUAUGCAGUGCCCGCAAUCCGGCUGGUCAAAGCUAUCUCGUUCGGAUCUGCGCUUGAUUCACCACAUAAUCGGCCUGUCAAUCGACCUACAUCGCCGCCAGUUGAGCAACUGUACCGUGUGGGCGCAGAAGAUGCCUAAUUUCCUCGCUAUUGCGCUUUCGAACGACUUCGUUAUGAACUCCAUUCUGGCCUUGUCGUCAUUCCACUUGGCAUUCCUCACGCGCGACCAGGAGACAAAGCAGCUGGCGUAUCAACAUAAAGUCACCGCUCUUCGGGGCCUUCAGACAGCACUCGGAGCUUUUUCAAAAGAUAAUUGUGAGGCUAUUCUGGCAGCAUCUAUCUUGCUCUCCUGGCAAGCGACUGAGCGUCAAAGCUGGGUUUCUCUGCAACAGGGUAUCUCAAGCGUUCUCGAGUCGAUGCACCCCUAUUGGAAGCAAGAGUCCGAACUGGCUCAGCUUGUCGAGAAUCACCGUGCUUUGAGCGCUGCGGACUAUUCGUUGACUAAUGAGGAGGACUAUGCACAGCUGGAUCGGACUGUCCGCGCGCUGAAAGCCGUGCAGAAAGGAGUGUCACACAACCAAGAGCACUCUCAACGCCUAGGAGAGUUGAUCGACUUCGUGCAACAGUUCCGCCAAGAUUUCCCCACUCUGACGUCCGAACAGUCCUUCGAGCGGAUUCAAGGCUUGCGCCGCUGGCUCUUCUGGUUGCCGGCCUCGAUGCUUCGCGGUAGUGACUCUGAUCUUGGUGCUCUCGCCAUUCUAUCCCAGUUCUUCGCCGUCGGUGUCGCGCUUGAUCGCUUCUAUCCCGAAAUGGGAGGCGCAUAUUUGGGCGCUCUAUCCAUCGGUCCCAUUGAGGAAAUGUACCGUAUUCUGGCGACAAACAGCGCGACUGAUCCUUUUAACCUCGAGCUGCGUCAGGCUAUGAGUCUGAUGGACUUGCCGCGUCAUACUGUCGCGAGAUAUCGCAGCCGUCUUGGCUGGUCUCCCAGCUCCUCUGUCGAGCACUACUCCCCCGGCCCGCCAAGUCCAUAUCACGCUCUACCCGAGUAUCCUCUUGCAUCUUCCUCAUCGCCCGCAUCUGCCUCUCCCUCAUAUGCCGCAUAUACUCCCCCUCUCCAAUCUCCUCCCGCCGUUACUGUUGCCGGCUCUCCCUUCCACCUCGACGGCUACGUUGCUGCCGCUCCUUCACACGCGCUAUACCCUCCUUCACCACAACUUCUUGAUACCCAUGACCCGCAACUUCGUCUCUCCAAUAUGAGCCACACAGCCAUUCCACACUCUUCAGCAUAUACCCCUCCUUAUGGCAGCGAUGUCCUCUGCGCUGACAUGCCUCGUGCAGGCAGCACGCUAGGCCUGAACAUGGAGGUCUACGCCCAAACACAUUCAUUCGAAAUGCCAGGAAUGGUAGCCCCCGAAGCAUGCUGGACGUGA